GCCCGCCUGGGAAGGGGAGCGCUCGGCGCCGGCGCACUUCCCCUCCCUCCCUGCUUGCCUGCCUGCCUGCACCCCCCCCCCUUCUGCAUUUCUCUCCAUUAGAACCGGCUGCACGAUGCGAUCGCUCGCAGCCAUCGCCGCCGCCGCCGCCCAUUAGAGACCCCCACGUUAGGGGGAGGGGGGAGCCAGGAAAGGGGAGGGAGGGGGAAAAAAAGAGGCAAGAAAUCCCGGAGGGCACAAUCCUGCACAGAUCCUGCAAAAGCCCAGGCAGCCCGUGGUCCCCGGUGCGAGGAGAAGAAGAGCUAGACGUCUACUGAUCUCCUUCAGAUUUUUCUCUCCCCCCCCUUUGCAACAGAUCUCCUGCCUGCGCUGUUUCCAGCACCCCCCCCCCUUUUGCCGGUGCCUGCAACCAGCCCCCCCCCCCCCCAGCUCGGAUCUCAUUUGGAUGCAUUGAUUUGCUGGGGCGCAAGAGACGCAGAGCUGGGAAGAAGGAGGGCGAGAAGGGCGAGGUGGGGUUUUUUUGGAGGGGGGAGACAUCCUCGACCUGUGUUUUCUUUUCCUGGGGCUUGAUUGAAAAAGAACAUCGCGGGGGGAGAUCUGCCUUUUUUUUCGCCCCUCGCUUUUCCGGGCUGGGAGUUCCUUUCCCCCCUCCGUCGACCCCGGCUUGGAGUGUGUGAGAAGAGGUGGGGGGGAAGAGCAGCGUCCACCGGCCAGGAUAAUUUCGGGGGGCCACCGGCGCCAUGGGAUGUACACUGAGCGCGGAGGAGCGGGCCGCCUUGGAACGGAGCAAAGCCAUCGAGAAGAACCUGAAGGAAGAUGGCAUCAGCGCGGCCAAAGACGUGAAGCUGCUCUUGCUAGGGGCUGGGGAGUCCGGGAAAAGCACCAUUGUGAAGCAGAUGAAGAUCAUCCAUGAAGAUGGCUUCUCUGGAGAAGAUGUGAAGCAGUACAAGCCUGUGGUCUAUAGCAACACCAUUCAGUCGCUGGCAGCCAUUGUUCGUGCGAUGGACACCCUGGGAAUCGAGUAUGGAGACAAAGAGAGAAGGGCUGAUGCGAAGAUGGUCUGUGAUGUCGUCAGUCGGAUGGAGGAUACCGAGCCCUUCUCCCCAGAGCUGCUCUCAGCAAUGAUGAGACUUUGGGCAGACUCUGGGAUCCAAGAAUGCUUCAACCGGUCCCGAGAAUAUCAACUCAAUGACUCUGCUCAGUACUACUUAGACAGCUUAGAUCGAAUUGGAGCUUCUGACUACCAGCCCACAGAGCAAGAUAUCCUUCGAACCAGGGUCAAAACAACCGGCAUUGUAGAAACCCAUUUCACGUUCAAAAACCUCCACUUCAGGCUGUUUGACGUCGGAGGUCAGAGGUCAGAACGUAAGAAAUGGAUCCAUUGUUUUGAGGAUGUCACAGCAAUUAUUUUCUGUGUUGCACUGAGUGGAUAUGACCAGGUGCUCCAUGAAGACGAAACCACGAACCGCAUGCAUGAGUCUCUAAUGCUCUUCGACUCCAUCUGUAACAACAAAUUCUUCAUCGAUACCUCCAUCAUUCUCUUCCUCAACAAGAAAGACCUGUUUGGUGAGAAGAUCAAGAAAUCACCUCUGACUAUCUGCUUCCCUGAAUACACAGGUCCCAACACAUACGAGGAUGCUGCAGCCUACAUCCAAGCACAAUUUGAGAGUAAAAACCGUUCGCCAAACAAGGAGAUUUACUGUCACAUGACUUGUGCGACGGACACGAACAACAUCCAGGUGGUAUUCGACGCCGUCACUGACAUCAUCAUUGCCAACAACCUUCGAGGCUGCGGCUUAUACUGACCUCCUUUCCCCUUCCCAUUCUGUAUAGCAAGCAACUUAUUUGGAAACAAUCACACCGAGAGGAAAAUAAAAUAAAAUAUUUGAAAAAAAAAGGCAAAAACAAAAUAUGAGUCUCUCACACACAUACACACACACAAACACACACACGAUAUUAAUGAAACAUGCAAGUUGGUAAAUAAAAAGGCAUAAUGAAAAAUUAUAUAUAUAUAUUUAUAUAUAUAUAUAUAUAUGAAAACACGUUUUUUUUUAGUUUGCCUCAAAGAGCUAUGGACAGAACUGAAGCCCCCCUGACAAGUUUCAGCCCUUCCUGCUGUCUAAAGUCACUUAAUGACAAAUAAUUAAAUUGAAAUGUUUGGCUUUCAGAACAUACCAAGGGAAAAAAAUGAUCCACCACUGAAUUUUUUAAACUCUCCACCAACAUAUGUGAAACAUAAGAAUUUUAAAAGAAGCAUCAACUUUCUUAAAAAAAAAGAAGAAGUGGUAUUGUUAUUUUUUUAAGAAUCCUUUGUGCAUAGGGUGCUUUUGGGAAUAGGGUAGGGGGGGAUCUUAUCUUUUUUCCCCCCUGAUUCCUGUGGAUUUUUUUCAAUGGUACCACCAUUUGUGAAAAUUUUCCAUCCAAGCUGUAGCUAGGUUGCAUCUUUUGCUAUGUCGGCUGGGCUUUCAGGACCUCUCGGUUCCGUUCAGCUCUUGCGUGCUUAAAACCCAUUCAAACGAAAAGUUGCUGGACAUGAAAAUUCAGAACAAGGGAUUUUCAUUUUCACCCCUUCCCCCCUAAAGAGAUUAUGGAGUGGUAUCUUUACUGAAUAUGUAAAAUAAAACUGUUUUGCAUCCCAAGUAAAAGGGCAGGAGCAAGGAUGUUUCUGUUUGUUCUUUCUUAAACCAGCACAGGAGACGGCACGAAAGAGAAGGCCUGACCGUUGCAACAGCGCCCCCUUGAGCCUAAGAGCUGGCAUUUGCCAGUAAAAAGUGUCAGUGCCAAGCUCUUUCCGAGAAACGUGGGGAGGAUGCUUCCCCUUUCACCACAAAAAUUGCACCUCAGUUCAAAUAUUUGGGUCUGGAGAUGUCCCCCUUUUGAAUGUGCUUGAUUUUGAGGUUUUCAUUUUCCUCCGAACAUGUGUGCCCAGAUCGUCCCCUCUGUCUGUCUGUCUGUCUGUCUAGCCAACUUUACAUGAACCUUUCUGGUAGCCUUCUCGUUGCUAAAUAGCAUGCCCCUUUAGGCCUUUGUAUAAAGAUACAGCCUUCCUUAUCGCCUCAGUGUAUGACGUCCUUAAUCACUGGAAUGCUGGCUGUGAAUUUCUGUAGGAUGCUUAAAACCUGGUUUUAGCCAAGGUUAGACUCUAAAUAAACAAAAAGGGAGAUGACGAAAGGUGGGGAGAUUGAAAGAUUUCCCCCACCUACAUACUUUCUGCAUUCAUUUUCUGCUUUAUUGACACACACACACACAUACACACACAUACACAAUAACAGCUUGCAACCAUUCUAAGAGAGGCUUUCUCCAUCCGAGUCAAUUGUGAGUGCAAGUUGUCAAAGGUGCAGGUAACACCUUGGUCUGAGCAGGAGAACAGGACCUCAGUAGAAACAAAAUGGCCACCUUUAGUUUUUACAAUCCUGACGGCCAUUACAAUUUGGGGCCCUGAAGACCCUUCCUGUAGGGUUUCUAGGUAUCCAGAAUCAGCUUAGAAAGUUGAAGGAUUAUUUGCCUUUGCUGAAUAUUCAGACCAACAUUCAUCCACGGGGAAUACAGAACAGGGGAAUUGUGGGACUCGGUCCUGCCUCUCCGCUUUCCCCUUCCCUCUUACAGGUGCUGUUUUUAGUCCAUGGGGUGGCAGAAGGGAGGUGAAAUUCUUCCAUUAUCCUUGCAUCCCACCCACCUUACCUAUAAGGGACAUUUGUUUAGAUAGGAAAACACGGUCAGUUCUGAGAUCUCAAUGGGCAACUUCAGUGGAUUUUUUUUCAUACUUCACUUGUUAUUAUACAAGUCAUAGCCCACUAGCAGAUCGACGUCUAAGAAUGUCCAGGGACAUUUUCCACCCAUAAGCCUCUUUGUGUAAAUGAUAACCAGGCAAUCCUGCCUUCAGAUUGAGCCAGGUGACCAGAAAGGGAUUCAUCCCCCACCCACCCCCAGCCAAUUUAAUUCAAUAAUGACUCAUUGUUCUAAAUAGUCUCAUUCACUCUCUGGAUUUGUUAUUUUUUAAAAAAUAAGCACAUCUGUCACUGGUCCCAAGUGGCCAACGUUUCCCAAAUUCCCUUGUUUUGGGUCUUUUGCUCUGAAAGACGCUGUGUACCACGUACCCGUUUCUGUUCCUUUUUCUUGCUUUCUUUGUUUCUCUGUCUCAUUUUUUAAGGAAAAUGGAUUAGUUUGGGUUGUAAAGCUUUUUUUUUGGUUCUGUUCUGAAUUUUUUUAAAAAAAAAAAUAUUUUCCACACUUCCCAGUGGAUUCUCCAUGUGGCUUCUUUUCCCCUUCCUCUUAUCCUUCCUUUUAGUGAAUGGUGUUUUCUCUCUCUCUUUCUCAUGUGAGAUGUUUGUGCUGCAAAAAGAAAAAAAAUCACAAAAAACAAGAAAAAAAGAAAACCAUCUUAAAAAAAGUUAAAACACACACAAAAAAAGCCCAAAAAAUUUUGAAAAGCAAAAGCAGAUGUAGUGUUUACAUUAUUUUAAAAGCCACAGUUUUCAUGACCAACCCUUUGUCAUAGUAAUCAGAUGUCUUCACCGUUUCACUUUUAAGGGGGUACCUCUGCUGGAGAAAGCCAGUGACAUCUGUUUCAAAUUUAAAGGGAAAAAAACAGAUUAAAGAGGAAAAACUAAAGAAUAUCUAUAUAUAGAUAUCUAAAAAGCUCCAGGUCUUUCUAAGCCUUUCUAUUACCAAUCAGUGAGAUUUCUGUGAUCUAUUAGACACUGCCAAUUUCUUUCUGACUAAUGGAAAAUUCAUGUGUAGCUUAAUAAAGAGAAUGUUUGUCUGUA
Sphaerodactylus townsendi is the source of this 4766-nucleotide messenger RNA. RefSeq names its product G protein subunit alpha o1 (gene GNAO1). Gene Ontology annotation, biological process: G protein-coupled dopamine receptor signaling pathway; adenylate cyclase-modulating G protein-coupled receptor signaling pathway. Gene Ontology annotation, cellular component: heterotrimeric G-protein complex. The transcript has 8 exons. The record is from RefSeq and is a predicted model, not a curated record. Gene Ontology annotation, molecular function: mu-type opioid receptor binding; GTP binding; corticotropin-releasing hormone receptor 1 binding. Bases 741 to 1805 code for a protein of 354 amino acids. NCBI's taxonomy places the organism in Eukaryota, Metazoa, Chordata, Lepidosauria, Squamata, Sphaerodactylidae.